CACACAGGAAGGUCACACCAUCCCCCACCAUCAUCAGGGUGAAGAUCUGAUGAUCAUAAAAACUGAGCGUGACGUAGAAGAGACGUAUGUGAGGGAUGAUCAGCAAUAUACGGAGGAGGCUGGAAUGACGAGGACAUUCAUAGAGGAGGACACUCCUACAGAGAUCAGCACAGGUGACCCAUAAUAUAUUCUUCUCUUAUCUCUGCUCUGUUACUGCACACUGAUUGGCCUAGGCUUGUGGUUGUGUAAAGAGCACGCCCCUCCCAGCCCCCAUUGGUUCCUGCUCUUCUGACAAGGCUGUGUACAUAUAGAAGUGAUCUGGGAGGAGGACCAAAGGUUCUUUGAUGGGGGGAAGAGUCCCAGCUGGUUGGGAUCUCCACAGAGAACAUCUCCUCACUCAUAUCUACCUGAUCCAGAUGGAAUCUUGAUGGAAGUGAACUAACCCUCUCCUAUCUAUUGAUGAUGUUUUUCUAUUUUUCCAGGACACGCCAUGGAGAAACCCUCAAAUGAUCGUCUCACUUUAUCUCCAGGUUGUAAAAUGGAAGAUGAGGACAUCACAGGAGAUUGUGGAGGAGAAAAGACGAUGAGCUCCACUAUGGAUGGAGGACUUCACAGUGUGGAUAGACCAUGGAAUCCCUCCGACUCUGAGCAACCUCGUACUGUGAGGGGUGGGGCCGUGAUUCAGGGAGAGGAGACAUUUCCCUGUCCUGAAUGUGGGGAAGAUUUUAGCUCCAAACUAAAUCUUUCUGUACAUCAGAGAUCUCACAAUGUUGGAGACUUCCAUUCCUCUUCUAACGUUGGGCAAUCUUCUGCUUACAUAUCAGAGUUUAUGAACUAUUACAAAUCUCGAACAGGGAAGAAGCAGUAUCCCUGUUCAGAGUGCGAGAAAUCUUUUUCAAGUAAGUACACGCUUUCCAAACAUAAGAAGUUGCACUCAGGUGAGAAGCCGUAUUCCUGCCCCAAGUGUGGGAAAUGUUUUUCAGAGAAAUCCAUCCUUGUUAGUCAUGAAAAAUUUCACACGGGGGAGCGGCCAUUUUCCUGCCCCGAGUGCGGGAAGUGUUAUAAGCUGAAAUUUGUCCUUUUUAAACAUCUAAGAUCUCACACGAGGGAGAAGCGGUAUUCUUGUCCCAAGUGAGAGAAAUGUUUUUCAGAACAAUCAGGUAAAGCUCAUAUUUCGGCGGUGAGUGCUAGAAUUUUCUUUUAUAGAAGGCAAGUCUUUCCAGAUGUCAGAGAUGGGACACAGGCGAGAAGUUUUAUUUCUGCACCAAAUACGGGAAAUGGAUUCCAAGGAAAUCGGACCUUGUAACACAUCAAAGAUCUCACAUGGGGGGAGAAGCCUAUUCCUAAUCUGAGCGCAGGAAAGGUUUUUCACAGAAGUCUUAUUUUGCCAACCAUCAGAGAACCCACAAAACCCUUGAGGUGUAUUAGUGUCCUGAGUGCGGAAAAUGUCUUCUAUAUGGAUCAUAUGUUGCCGUACAUCAGAGAUCUCACACUGGGAAGAAGCACACCUUGAUCUACACCUCAGAAAACAAGUGGCUGAGCGCUCCUCUGAUCUUUUUCAUGGAAGAAACACCUUAUAAGAAAAUCGGAGAUCACUAAAGACUUCAAAGUUCUGUCUGGCUUCCUCUGCUAGGAGAGAGAAGGAGGGGGUGUCACUGCUGGUUGGGUUCCUCUAGGAGAGAGAAGGAGGGGGUGUCACUGCUGGU
Messenger RNA from Rana temporaria (common frog), 1706 nucleotides. Its product is annotated as gastrula zinc finger protein XlCGF67.1-like. NCBI's taxonomy places the organism in Eukaryota, Metazoa, Chordata, Amphibia, Anura, Ranidae. The record is from RefSeq and is a predicted model, not a curated record. Gene Ontology annotation, biological process: negative regulation of transcription by RNA polymerase II. The transcript has 2 exons. Gene Ontology annotation, molecular function: DNA-binding transcription repressor activity, RNA polymerase II-specific. The coding region runs from base 491 to 1135 and encodes 214 amino acids.